AUGAAGGUCAAAGAAGAGGGUUCUGAUCGGAGUGCAGAGAUGCGUGUUUGCAUCGAAGGCAAUGCCGAUCCUCUGCCCGAAUAUGGAGAAUAUGUUGAUCCGGUUGACCAUGCAGUAUGUUCUUAUAUUCCUUUAGAGGAAGGACAGAAGCCAAAGUUCAAUGGAAAAUUCAACGGAACUACACUGGAUAUCGUGUGCGACGCAUUCAUGGAUGGAAUACACCGCAAAUGCUACUCCUAUGGUGCUAGGGCUGUACGAUUCCAAAAGGGUAAAAAGAUCGAGAUCGACAAGUUUCUAUUCAAGACCGAGGACGGAGUUAUUGAUUCCCAGAUGGUGGUGUCUACUUUGGACAUGCCCACGACUCAAUCGGAUUCGCCAGAGACUAUUGGCACUAUGGAGCUUCGACUCUGCUGCACGCGUAGAAUGAGCGUCUCUCAUGAAGUCAAGGGUAUUAAGCAGUAUUACACCAAGGAUAACCAGAAGCCAGGCAAUGAGGACAACGACACGUCCAAUAGUGAGGGCAGUGAGACUUCCGACAAUGAGGACAACCAGAAGCUCGGCAAUUCCAAAAAGGGCAAUGAGAAGACCAAUCAGAUUGUAAGCUACAGGCAGAUUGCACCCACAUCUCGACUCGAAAUAGUGAGAGAUUCUGCUCCUAUCAGCGAACAAGCAGUAGCCAGUUACUACAACAAGAUGAUUUCAUCACGGCCGGGCGAAGAGCCUUGGGCAAUAUUCCGGUUUCACUACCGUAGUAAAGAAGCACUCGAAAAGUCUGAUAUAAAACAAAGUGUCACCCUCGCACUCCAGCUACAAGUGAAGGACCCUUUUCAAAGCAAGCCUGGAGACAAACGUCCCUCCGCCACUAUCAACGAGACACUUCCCGAAGCAAAACGUUCAAAGGUCCUCCCGCCCUCACCUUCCUUGAACGUCAACCCUCUUAAAAGUCAACUUGCCGAACGCCGCAAGAAGCUUGCAGAGUUGCACAAGAACCACCGUCAAGAAGCUGAAACCUUGGCUACUAUCCAGAGAAAGAUAGAGCCCUACGAACAGCGUAUGAUGGAGGAGCUGGAACGCAUUGACCAGGCGAUAACGGAGGAGGAGACAGCACUCAAAGAAGUAGUGGAGCGUCGCAGCCACUUUGAGAAAGUGCUACAGGAGUUCGAAGAUGGCCAAGAUGAUGCCUAG
This is a messenger RNA of Bipolaris victoriae FI3, 1185 nucleotides long. RefSeq lists its product as hypothetical. Bases 1 to 1185 code for a protein of 394 amino acids. The record is from RefSeq and is a predicted model, not a curated record. The transcript is spliced from 5 exons. Lineage: Eukaryota; Fungi; Ascomycota; Dothideomycetes; Pleosporales; Pleosporaceae.